Messenger RNA from Cuscuta epithymum, 564 nucleotides. Lineage: Eukaryota; Viridiplantae; Streptophyta; Magnoliopsida; Solanales; Convolvulaceae. The record is from the annotation of a GenBank genome assembly.
UAGGGAUGCUAACAACCAGAUGUACCCAAUUGCUUGGGCUGUUGUGGAGAUCGAGAACAAUUCUUCUUGGACAUGGUUCCUAGAGCUUCUCAAAGAAGACCUAAACAUUGAAAGACCAGAGUUUUGGACAAUUAUCAGUGACCAACAGAAGGGGUUGUCCAGUGUUAUAGAGCAUGUUUUGACUGGAAUUGAACACAUAAAUUGUGCUAGGCAUAUACAUGCCAAUUGGAGCAAAUCUCACCGAGGCUUGAUCCUGAAGAAGUUAUUCUGGAAGGUUGCAAAGUCCACAUCACAACAAGAACUCCAAGCAACCAUAAAAGAGAUGGAGAAAGCAGAUUCUCAAGCUGCCAUAGAUUUACAGAAAUACCCACUUCAGUUAUGGUGCAAGGCAUUCUUCAGAGUGGGUGUGAAGUGUGAUGCGUGCGAUAAUAAUCUUUCUGAAGCCUUCAAUAGUACACUCCUAAGAUGCAGAUCCAAGCCCUUGAUUCCAAUGCUUGAGGAUAUAAGGGUGGGAAUGAUGAAGAGAAUUGCUAAGAAGAAAAAGGCUGUGUUGAAAUGGCCAGG